GGCGGAUGGCAUGGCUGGUCAUUGUGGCGUCACGGACCGCCCGGGGCCCGCCGCCGCCGGUCCGUCGGCCCUAGUUGAGGACCGGUGGUGGGCGGAGGGGGCAUGGCGGUGGCCGGAGCAGGUGCCGGCCCUGCGAGAGAGGGCGCAGACAUGGUGCCGCAUCCCGCCCGGGAGCCCGCCCGUGGCUAAAGCCGACCUCCGCCGGAGAACUGCAGCGGGAGGCGAGCCUUCAGCGUGACACCACCCGGGGCAGCCUCCCCGCUUCCUCCCGCCAUGGAGGCGGGUGGCUUGGAGUGGCUGCUGGUCCCAAUGCAGCAGCUGGUGUCGUGGGGUGCUGCGGGGGCCAUGGUGUUCGGCGGCGUGGUGCCCUACAUUCCCCAGUACAGAGACAUCCGCCGGACACAGAACGUUGAGGGUUUCUCCACCUACGUCUGCCUAGUGCUACUGGUCGCAAACAUUUUGCGGAUACUUUUUUGGUUUGGAAGGCAUUUUGAAUCCCCUCUGUUGUGGCAAAGCAUUAUAAUGAUCAUUACUAUGUUACUGAUGCUGAAACUGUGCACUGAAGUACGCGUGUCCAAUGAGCUAAACAUAAAACGCCGCUCUUUUGCAGCUGCAGAUAGUAAGGAUGAAGAAAUCAAAGCACCUCCCAAGAGAUCCUAUCUGGAUUUUGACUUGAACUAUUUCUGGCAUUGGAGCAAGUUUACAGACUACGUGCAGUGUGUCCUGACCUUCACCGGUGUGACCGGUUACAUCACUUACCUCUGGCUUGACUCAUCUCUCUUUGUGGAAACGCUGGGCUUCCUUGCAGUGUUCACUGAAGCUAUGUUAGGUGUUCCUCAGCUCUACCGUAACUACCAGAAUAGGUCUACGGAAGGAAUGAGUGUCAAGAUGGUGCUGAUGUGGACCAGCGGGGACACAUUCAAGACUGUUUACUUCAUCUUGAAUCAAGCCCCUUUCCAGUUCUCCAUCUGUGGACUUCUGCAGGUUUUUGUGGACAUUGCUAUCCUGUUACAGGUUUACUUGUACAGCUACUACCCUCAUCAGAAGCCCGUGCCCCACACUGCUCACCCAGCCAGCACCAAGGCCCUGUGAGGCACUUAGCUGGACAGGUUGCAGGUCAAUGGCACUGUGGAGUCAGCCAUGGCAGCUCCUCUUUCGCUUGUAAAUACUCCUCUGUUGCCGAGUUGAAAGCAGAAAUGAGAACAAGAAUUGAAAGUCUGGCUGCACUUCCAGCUUGUAAGGUUUUAUUUUAAAUAACUUGUUCUGUUUCAAACAUAGCUGUACAGAGCUGUUUCUUGGUGGGGGAGGGGCACUUUAUUUUUGCAUAUGUACCUAUGAGCCUUAUCAAUUCACAAAUGUUUGUAUAUUUAAUCACAAGGGCUGGAUGGUUUGUGUUUUUAAUGCUAUUUAAAAAUGUUACAUCACAGAAAUUAUAGGAUAUUUUGUCGGAAACUUUUACCUAUUUAUAUAAUAUAAAGUCUGUAUAUUGGCAGGAAGUUUGUGGCAUAUGCUAGCAUUCACCAUCUCCAUGAUGUAGGAAGAAGUAUUGAAGAGCAAAUGCAGGAACUUUCACUUUUCUUUAUGAAGGGUGUCUGGUGAGCAGAGAAGGUGAGGGCAGGAGGCCCUGCAAAGAGGUGGGCAGCCAGAAAUGAACCUGUCAUACUCAGUGGAAAGCAUCAGUGUGCUGAAGAGUGAAUGGCUGGUGUUCACCUCCACUGCGGGAUCAGUGUGGCAGGUGGACACAUCAAGGAGAUGAUGAAGAGGGUCCGAGUAUGGAAGAUGCUGAAGCCGUGUUGAGAGCAGGCACAGCCAGUCAAGCAGUAAGCCAAAAGGAGGAGCUAACAGGAUACUGCAGGUAACUUAAGUAGUCAUGCUUUGAAAGGAUGAGGUUUGGGAACAGUUCUCUCUGCCCUCAAGGGGCAAGCACUGCUCCUGCAGCUGUGCACAGGACACUGCUGGGCUGUAGGACGUCUUUCACAAACCAAGGGGCCAUGGAUGUUGCCAGUAUUGCCAGGCAAGUAUUUCUGUGUGGUGACUGAGCCACAAAAGUAGAAGCAACUCCACUUCCAGUGCCUCAGAAGGGGAAGUGAUAAAGUUUUGAGAAGAGAAAAAGCUGCAUCCUAUGGAGUAGGACUAGCAUCUGACAGCUUAAUUUGUUAAGGUUGAGAUUUAUGUUUAUGUUUUGUUUAAUGCCAAACAAGAACCAGUUGAUGUUUUGGGGUGUUUCUUGUAUUUUGACCCAAGGAAGGAGUCCGUGUUUUUAUUUUUCUGUUGCUUAAGAUCUUCUAGGCUUUUAGAAGAAUCAGCAGUCUGUACUUCAACAGAGGGACUGAAGAAGCUGAAAGAGCAGCGAGUUUAUUUAUAAAUGUAGAUGUUGCCUAUAAUGGCUGUUUGCCAGUGUAGGUCACCAUGUCCUUCCUGAGAACUAUCUGCAUGUGUAUAGCAGCUGCAGGAGGUGUGGACCUGCAGGGGGCUGUUGCCAAGACCCUGGGCGUCUGCAAGUUGCUGUCAUGAAACCACUGUGGUUGGUAUGAGGCAGCCAUAGGCAAGA
Messenger RNA from Pezoporus flaviventris, 2551 nucleotides. It is a transcript of the gene SLC66A2, whose product is annotated as solute carrier family 66 member 2. The transcript has 6 exons. The coding region runs from base 274 to 1092 and encodes 272 amino acids. Gene Ontology annotation, biological process: phospholipid translocation; retrograde transport, endosome to Golgi. The record is from RefSeq and is a predicted model, not a curated record. Gene Ontology annotation, cellular component: endosome; trans-Golgi network. Lineage: Eukaryota; Metazoa; Chordata; Aves; Psittaciformes; Psittacidae.